CUGUGGACAAAUGUGCUGCUCACAGAGCCUGAUCGAGUGCUCUGCGAUGAACAUCCUGUGUUUGCAUGCUUAGCCCAUGGAUUUUAUCACAUCGUGAUGCUUGUUAAAAGCGUCAUCCAGAACGCUAGCGUUUAUGAAGAAGAAGACUUUAAUCCACAUCUUCCUUUUCCAUGCACGUCACAGCAUUCUCUGCAGGAUGUUCUGCAAUUCAUGAAAGAGGUGGAACAUGAUCUAAUCGCAAAAGCUGAAAAGCCGGAUCACGCCAGUCUGAAGGAUGUGAUUCUUUCUCUUUCUUCGCGAAUCGCCUUCUUGAGACUGUUUCUGGUUACAAUCACACACCUAGUGCCUCCUAGGAGACCAGAGUGUGUGGACUCUGAUCCUCUGCAAAUGCCUCCUUUGGAUGCGGUUGGAUUUACUGCUGAUUUGGAUGCAGCAGCCUACACAUCGUCCAAGCUUAUGUUACUGUCAUCGAAGUUCCUAGAAACAUCGCUGAAUGAAGGCGCACCGCGGCCGGAGGGUGUUGAGCAUGAUGGUGAGGUGGAACUUGUUCGAAUAUUAUUGAUUGUCAUUUCAUAA
This is a messenger RNA of Cylicostephanus goldi, 576 nucleotides long. NCBI's taxonomy places the organism in Eukaryota, Metazoa, Nematoda, Chromadorea, Rhabditida, Strongylidae. The record is from the annotation of a GenBank genome assembly.